AUGAGUAAAAAUGAUUUGGCGGCCACAAGAAAAACAAGUCAAAAAGAUAGUGAUGAAGGAGGGUGUAGACCACUUGAUAUCGACUAUGGAAUUGCUGUAACAGGUAUUGUGGAUGAAAAUCAUGUAACACUACCUGUGCGUUUAUCUGUUUCUGCUUCUAAUGAGCCGAAUACACAUCAUGAGUAUGCUGAAUCUCUUAUCGAAAUGGAUGGUAUUGUGAAGAUACGUGAUCUAGUUGUUGGUGAAUCAUACGUUCUUCUUCGAUACUCAUCCUAUAAACAUGUACCGUCCAAUGGCACUAUCAAUGAUUUUCUAUCAUCGAAAUUUGAUGAAAAAUUUGAAUUUGUGGCAAAUGAGAAAACGUAUAUUUAUGAAGAUCCAAAGAAAAUUCCUUCGACAGGAUCAGUCUACUAUCGAUGUGUUCCACAAUCUGAAUAA
Messenger RNA from Rotaria socialis, 438 nucleotides. Lineage: Eukaryota; Metazoa; Rotifera; Eurotatoria; Philodinida; Philodinidae. The record is from the annotation of a GenBank genome assembly.